Chlamydomonas reinhardtii is the source of this 2467-nucleotide messenger RNA. RefSeq lists its product as uncharacterized. The record is from RefSeq and is a predicted model, not a curated record. Gene Ontology annotation, molecular function: protein binding. Lineage: Eukaryota; Viridiplantae; Chlorophyta; Chlorophyceae; Chlamydomonadales; Chlamydomonadaceae. Bases 40 to 1887 code for a protein of 615 amino acids. The transcript has 3 exons.
UGUCUUGAAUUAUAGCUUCUGGUGAUAAUUGCAGCAGCCAUGGCGUCUGGGGGCCCUGCGCCAGCGGACGCCCUGUCAGAAGCCAAUUUGCUGGCGCUGACUGGGGACGAUACGCUGGAAGAAAUACGGGAACUUACGCUACGAAACCACAAGCUCCAGAGCUUUGAUGGCCCCGACACGGCCAGACUCAUCAACUUGCAAGUAAUGUCGCUCUCGCACAACAUGCUCUGCUCCCUCGCGGGCUUUCAGCACCUGAAGAGCCUGGUCAGCCUCAACCUCAACUUCAACGCGCUCACCAGCCUGGAUGGGAUCGGCAGCUGCACGGCGCUGCAGCACCUGUUCGUGGCGAACAACCGCGUCCGGGACGUGGGCCCGCUCGUGUCGUGCGAGCACCUGCAAACGGUGCACCUCUUCCGCAACAACAUCGGCAACCUGGACCUCGCCAUGGGCGUGUUGGUGAACCUGCCAAAGCUCAAAGAGCUGGAGCUGGCGGGGAACCCGUGCUCGAUGGCGCCAGAGUACAAACACCGUGUCGUGCUGCAGCUGGACCUGGAGAGCCUUGACGGCGACCAGAUCAACCAGCUAGACUACGACCUAGCUAACGAAUACUUUGCCACUAACGGCGGGAUGCCUGAGGGCGCGGGACCGCGCGUGGACAUCCUCACGCUGGAGGAUGUGGACGCUGGCGGCGGCGCUGGAGGCGGCCGGACCAGCGGCGGCGGCAUGGGCGGCUCAGAGUCCACAGCUGAGGCCGCAAGCGUCUCAGGCGAGCCAUCAGCCGCAGAUGCAGGCGCAGGCGCCGCUGGGGCAGGGGCAGGGGCAGGGGCAGGGGCAGGGGCAGGCAGCUCGCAACGCAACAGCGCCAGCGGCGGCCUAGGUCCGGUACCAGAGGGCGCGCCAGCCGCUGGCGGCAGCGGCGGCGGUGGCAGCAGCAGCCGCGCGGGGCCGCCGCCGUCCACGGCCUGGGUGCCGCUGCCGCGCCCAGGCACCGCAGCCGGGCGCAACAUCCCCGCCGGGCCCUCAGGGGCGCUGCUGCUGCCGCGCCCGGGAACCGCAGCCUUCCGCCCCGGCACGGCGACUGCCAACGGCGCCAAUGGCUCACGGCCCGGCUCCGCCUACUCUGGAAGUCAGGUGUCGGUCCAACUCCUCAGCAACGAAAUACUGAACGACCACCCCCUCAUCCUCGAGUACCUCGCAAAGCACGUGCUCAUGGAGGGGCUAGCGCUGGCGGAGGGUGCUGGCGGCGGUGGAGCCGGCGGCUUCGCUGCCGGCGCCGGCGCCGGCGGCGCCUCCGGCUCCGCCGGCCGUCCAGGCAGCAGCGGCGAGGGCGGGCGCGCGGGGCGCGGCCCCUCGUUUGCGCAGCGGCUUCGCGACACGGCGGCGGCGAUGAACGCGUGUGAGGACGUGGACGCCAAGACGCUGGCCGGCACCGGCGCCGAGCUGAUCGCCACGGCGCAGACGGUGCGGCGCGGCAUGGCGGAGGAGAUGGUGGCGGCGGCGGGGCCGCACGAGCUGACGCGGCAGCUGGUGCGCCUGUGCGAGGUGCUCAUCAAGGAGGUGGAGGCGUCGCGGGCGGGGCGGCCGCACAGCGCCCAUGCGGCGCUGGGGAGACCGGGCACGGCGGCGGGCGCGCGGCCCACCACGCCAGCUCCGGGCGGCGUCUCUGCCUCCGGCUCUUCAACAUCCUCCGCCCCUGGUGGCGGCGUGGUGGUCGUGUCCACGCCCGCCUCCGCCGCGGAGGGCGAGCUGGCGGCUGCUCGUGCGGAGGUGGCGCGCCUGUGCCGCGAGAAUAAGGCGCUGCGGCUGGAGAAUGAGAACAUGUACUGGCUGGCGGAGGAGAUGAAGCGGCUUAAGGCGGAGCUGGAGCGGGAGCGGGCGGGGAAAUAGGGGCGGGGGGCUGAGGAGGCUGGCGAGGAGAAGAAGGGGUGGAGGUGGAGGUGGAGGAGGCGGCAUUAAGACGUUGUUGUCACGCGCAUGCGUGCAUGCAAGACCUGGCAAGAUGAAGGUGGGUGUGGGACAAUGGCGCAGAUGUACCGGGGGCGGGGGGGGGGAAUUGCGUGCGUCACGCGGAGGUGCAUGGAGAUGCACAAAUGCGGAUGUAACGCGGUCGCUGUCAACCUGCUUGGCUUGGGAUUGUGGGCUUCAUAAGGCUCGGAAACCUUUCAAUGCGGUCAGCCCUGUGGCCUUGUGGCAAAGGAAAGGCUUUUGUGUUGCGGAGGCGGGCGGUAGGCGCGCGGGGUCCGGUGGUAGGCGGCGUGCCGGAACGUAAGGUGGCGCGUGUGUGGGCUGGACACAGCUUCCAGAGGACCGAGCGGGGUGGGCGUGGACCUGACGUGGCGCGUGAGAGGUAUUGAAGAAGAGUAUAAAAUGCUUUGCGUAUAGUUCUCGGGGAGGAUUGGAGGGGCAGGAGGGCUCCAAACGUUGGCCCACCCGAACUUUGGGCGUUGUCGGACCACUCGCUUCGAUG